GGAACAACGUGUGCAAAACUAGGUGUAUGGGAAGUAAAUAGUUCUUCUUUAUUAUACAAUUAUAACCAACAUUAGUAAAUAAAUUAAAUCUGUAGUAAACGCAUAAGUAUCGAUGUUUUAAAGUUAGGAUCGAUCCUUUUCGAUACAACCUCAGGAUCGGAAUUAUCGAUAUUUUAGGAUCGAUCCGCCUCAGGAACUUGUCAAGCAUGGCACAGAGAGCAGUAUGUGACUCUUAUAUGAGCUAAUCCUGUCACAUCUGUAUACAUAUUAUGCCAUUUGUAGCAUCGUGGGUAUGUAUUGAUUGUUUUUAACAAAAUCUACAAUUGUACAUCAUUAUUUUUGGCGACAUUGUUACAUUUUGUGAAGUUUAUAGUAAGAAGUGUGUUAUUUACUAUUUACAGUACUAUUGUGCUGUGGUAAUGUUCUUUAGGGAUAGAAUUAGUAUAAUUUGAGUUGAUAUAUCUGUACGUAGUUGUGAUUAUGCCCAUGCAUGUUUCAGUUUCACCUUUCCAUUGCAAUAAACAUGUAGAAAGCAGCCAACUGUCUUCAGAGUCUUGAUGUUAUAGAAGAGUUUACCUGGCUGUCAAGUUAUCUACAGAACAUAUACUGAGGACAGCAUAGUAUUAAGGGAACACUGAACUUUGAUUGGUCAGUGUGACGCACAACAUUCCAUGCACUGAUGCCAUACAAUGUUAUCAUAUUCACAUGAGCUCUCAUGAAGUGUUUUCUGUGUCUACAACAACUGUUAUUUCCUGGUGUGGAACAAAACCACAUUUAUUUUAAGAAACAGAAUGUCAAGAACAAGCUUAACUGGAUUUCCUGUGGGCCGUCUGACUGGUACAGUGGGUAUUGCCGGUCUCGUCUCUCUGACUCUCUUGUACUUCUGGACUUCACUUCUGACCAACUGUCCAUCUCAACGUCGUCAAUUUAAACAACUCUCAGAUGGACAACAUGAAGAGAAGAACCCACUUGCUGAAGAAACAUUGGGUAAACCUGUACUUUUGUUAUGGGUCUGGCCUGAAAAUUACCGAUUUGAUCUGAGUGACUGUAAAACCAUUUACAAUAUUGACGGCUGUCACCUGACGGACGAUAGAGCUCUCUACAGCAGUUCAGACGCUGUCCUUGUUUUUCACAAGGCUAUUCGUUGGUAUUGGUACAACCUUCCACCAUCUCCUCGUCCCUCGUUCCAAAAGUGGAUCUGGCUUCAUGUAGAAUCGCCAACAAACACGUGGAAAAUUCCAGGGAUUGAAAACCUCUUUAAUCUGACUCUCAGUUAUAGAGAGGACGCUGACAUUCCUGUGCGGUUGAGACUAACCAUCAACAAAACUCCAAAUGAGGAUUUUAAAAUUCCUAAAAAGGACAAACUGGUCUGUUGGAUCGUAAGUAAUAAUGCUCCCAGUACAGGUGUCGGCAGGAGGAACGCUUACUACAAUGAACUUAAAAAGCAUGUCAAUAUACAUUUGUUUGGAAAAGCGUACGGAACGUUCCUGGAUUAUAAAAGCUAUUAUCCCACCAUAGCCAGCUGCAAAUUUUAUCUGUCUUUUGAGAAUUCCAUUCACAAGGACUACAUCACAGAAAAGUUCAAUGGACCUCUGUCAGCAGGUACUGUACCUGUGGUGCUGGGACCUCCCAGAAAGAACUAUGAGAGGUUUGCACCGGGUGAUGCCUUCAUUCACGUGGACGACUUCCCAGACGCAAAGUCACUGGCAGAAUAUCUGAUGCAGCUGGACAGAGAUGAAGAUGCGUAUCGCAGGUACUUUAACUGGAGGAGACAUUUCUCAGCACGACCUCAUUUAAUAGUACAGAAUCAAGAGUUUGUUCUGGCCAUUUGCACGGCCUGCGAUCAUGUAGCGAGACACAAGGAAUAUCAAGAAGCUCAUGAUAUCUAUGAAUGGUUUUUUAACUGAAGUAACCUCUCAGAUUUUGGAUUAUGCCUCCGGACUAAUUUAACAUUCACAUUUUUGCAGCAGAUUGUGUGUGUGUGAUCUUGUUUAUUUAUUUUAUUAUUUGGCCAAGGUGUCUACACCAGGAAAAAUAUAAGCAUGCAUUUUCAUUAUUGUUGGACAUUUCAUCUAUUCAUAAAAAGGGAGGAAGAAACACACAUUACUGAAAGUCAGUUAAUUAAGAUUAUUCAUAACAUUGUUGACCACAACCCUCAGGAUAAACAUGCCUCUCAAUUCAAUAUCAUUGAUUAAGAGACUGGAGCUGAAAAAAUAAAAGAGAUAUAAAAUAAUUAACAAGUUUAUUUAUAAUUAACGAGUUCUCAUGCAAAAGAUACUCAUUAUUGAAAUGCAUCAUUUUAAAACUUUUUUUGCCUCUCAAGCAGAGACAUGAGUUUAUAUACUGUAAAUAAAGAAUGUUAGCAACUGACAUUUCUGGGACACAACUGACUAUCAUAUUGGGACAAAAUUCAGUCGUACUUCAUUCAAAAUAUCUCAUUUUCGUUUCAACAGACAGUCAAUGAUGUCACAGAAAUCUCAGUUGCUAACGUAUUUCCACAUAUGUUUCUUGUUCGUUUGAAUAAAGACAUGUAUGCAGGUUUGGAAAGACAUGAGGGUGAGUAAAUCAUGACAGAAUUUUCAUUUUA
This is a messenger RNA of Triplophysa dalaica, 2587 nucleotides long. Its product is annotated as 4-galactosyl-N-acetylglucosaminide 3-alpha-L-fucosyltransferase 9-like. The coding region runs from base 792 to 1907 and encodes 371 amino acids. The transcript has 2 exons. Gene Ontology annotation, molecular function: alpha-(1->3)-fucosyltransferase activity. Gene Ontology annotation, cellular component: membrane. The record is from RefSeq and is a predicted model, not a curated record. NCBI's taxonomy places the organism in Eukaryota, Metazoa, Chordata, Actinopteri, Cypriniformes, Nemacheilidae.